This is a messenger RNA of Kwoniella botswanensis, 708 nucleotides long. RefSeq names its product protein-L-isoaspartate O-methyltransferase. Gene Ontology annotation, molecular function: protein-L-isoaspartate (D-aspartate) O-methyltransferase activity. The record is from RefSeq and is a predicted model, not a curated record. The transcript has 8 exons. The coding region runs from base 1 to 708 and encodes 235 amino acids. Gene Ontology annotation, cellular component: cytoplasm. Lineage: Eukaryota; Fungi; Basidiomycota; Tremellomycetes; Tremellales; Cryptococcaceae. Gene Ontology annotation, biological process: protein modification process.
AUGGCCUGGAUGUCUAGUGGGAGGAGCAAUGCCGAGCUUAUCGAUAAGAUGGUCAAGAAUGGGUUGAUUGUUUCACCUCAAAUCGCCGAGGCCAUGCGUAAGGUCGACAGGAAGAAUUAUGUACCCGAUCAGAUGUACGCAUAUGAAGAUUCCCCUCAACGUAUCGGUUUCGGAGCUACCAUCUCUGCACCACACAUGCAUGCUCACGCGUGUGAAAACCUCCUAUCCUUCUUACCAGUUGUCAACUCACCUCAUACCGGUGCUAUACUGGAUGUAGGCAGUGGAUCAGGAUAUCUUACCGCUGUGCUGCAUCACCUAGCCCCCCAUUCGCUCGUGGUAGGUAUAGACCAUAUUCAAGGUCUAGUCGACCAAUCCGUCAAGAACCUUCAGAAAGACGGAGUACCUCUCGGACCUGAGAAAGAUGGAAAGGGAGGGGUAAUCAUGAUAUGCGAAGAUGGGAGGAAAGGUUCACCUGAACAUGCACCAUUCUCAAUCAUACAUGUAGGAGCGGCUGCACCGGAGAUACCUCAACCUCUAAUUGAUCAACUGGCUAAACCCGGUAGGAUGUUUAUACCUGUGGGUCAAGGAUCGCAAGAUAUUUGGCAGAUUGAUAAAUCUGAUACGGGAGAAGUCACCAAGAAGAAAUUGUUUGGUGUGAUGUAUGUCCCACUUACCGAUGCCGACAAACAAUGGAAGAGUGAUUUGUGA